CUUGGAUCAGUUCAAUAUGCAAUCUUGAGCAAAAUAUUCUCUUAAAAUAUAUAUAAAUAAUCCUGAGACUAACUUACUAGGCGAAUUUUGAAUAAAAGACUCUUCUUCCAAGACUUACUCUAAAAUGCCCUUUUGUCGCUGUGGAGAGCUCUCUCAUAAUGAAAAAUGUAAAAAGUGUGGAUUUGAGACGACCUUAACAGACGUAAGCAAAUCAGGUAUCGUGGAUAGAUGGCAGUCGAGGUACCUAAAUAGUGUUGUUGGGCGAAGAAACCUGGUUUCGCCAGUACAGGAGCAAGCUGAUGAAAAUCAACCUCGGUUUUUAUCAGCAAUUUCAAAUAAAUCAGCAACGUUUAAAGAAAGGCCAUUGAGUACUUUGUUAGAUCACAGGAGAGCAAAACUACAGGAACUAAAGUCCAAAGAUCUAUUUCGUCUGUCGCAAAUUCAGAUCGAACAACCAAUAAAGGAUGAAAAGGUGUGUCAAGAAUGUAAUCAGAAAUUAUCUGGGAAAUUGGUCAGAUUGCCUGAUACUCAAGAAAGAUAUCACUGGAACUGUCUAAGAUGUGAAGGCUGUAAAGGAUUGUUUGAUAACACAUCUUUUGUAAUCGAUCCUCUAAAGAAAAUAUAUCAUCCAAAAUGUGCACUGUUUAUGCCAUCUUCACUGGAUUGCUCGGAAUGCUCACUGCCUAUCAUUGAAAGCUAUAUUGUAGUAAAUAGCUCUACAUUGCAUGUGAAGUGCUUCAAGUGUACCUGUUGCAACAAAGUUUUACAGCCAUCAGUCAUGUAUACCGACAUGAAUGGAGCAUUUUGUCAACAAUGUACAGCCACAGAGCUACCACAAGAUCAAGAGUUACUUUCAAAGCAUAUGAGGAUUGUACCUUUUCCUCAGUCUAUACCAGCUACACGACCGGCUAUCCCAAAGGGUACACUUCUUUAUGAAGAUAAUGAGGAGUUUUCUGGGAGUGGACCAGAAUAUAAAACAGUAGAGCACUAUUUAAGGAUGCCUGCAUCCGCACCUUGCUCACCCUAUAGUCGCCAUAUUACAUCUUUUGUAAAACCUUCAUCUUUAAUGAGCUCUAGAGAAAAGCCACUGCCCCGUUUUGGCAUUGUUCGUGCUUGUCCAAGGUGUAACGAGCGUAUAACUUCAGUUCAUGAAGAAAUACCUGGCCCCAAGGCAUCACGGUGGCACAAGAAAUGUCUGUCUUGCACAGGUUGCAAUAAACUGCUGGAUUCAGGAGCAGCUGUGCACGAAGACAGUUCGACGGGAAGAUUGUAUCCCUGGUGCACAACUUGUUCGGUAUGUAAAGUUCAUUCGAGCCAAUAAAGAUAAACUAACACAUUGUAUAGCUAAGCAAGAGGGACAGGCGUU
Molecule: messenger RNA, 1366 nt
Organism: Rhizopus microsporus ATCC 52813
Lineage: Eukaryota; Fungi; Mucoromycota; Mucoromycetes; Mucorales; Rhizopodaceae
Exons: 5
Coding region: 125-1321 (398 amino acids)
Cellular component (GO): Z disc; nucleus
Molecular function (GO): transcription coregulator activity
Source: RefSeq, a predicted model, not a curated record